AUGUUCAACAUCGACUACGAUCAAGUUCUUUCCGCCAUAAAGGCGUUGAGGAAGUUCCUAGAGAAACGCAGAGAAGAAAGGCAACAGAAGACCCCUAACCUUUUCGACGAUUACACAAACGAGCGCGUCGACAUUAUGAUCACCAUCAAAGUCGUGCCUCAUAGGUUCGUUGGGAAGACAUUCCGAAUUUAUUUACCUCACCCUUAUCGCAACCCUGACAAUACAGCUGUUUGUCUAAUCACAAGAGACAUCGAUAAAGUGAUAGACGCUGAUUACGACAAGUCCAGUCGGUAUGUGAAGAAUUUUUUGGACGAACAGGGAGUCAACAACAUAGAUCUGGUAAUCUCUUUCAAUCACUUCAAACGUGAGUACUGUACCAAACAGCUGCGUCGUCGGCUAGCUUCUAAUUACGACGUGUUUUUAUUGGACGAUUACCUGCGGUUAACACUGGUCAACGCAGAGUUUGGCACACAGUUCAAAAGGAUGCACAAGAAGCCAAUUCCUAUAAGAAUCGCCACCAAACGUGUCAAAGACCAAAUUAGGAAGGCCGUCGGUGCUAUAAUUGUUUAUAUCCCUGACUUCUCAGAGAUGUGUCGUUAUCAGAUAGCCACUCUGAAGAACACGGACGACGAAAUCCUUGAAAACUUUAAAACCGUUGUCGAUCGAUGGGGUAAGGUGUUCCCAGGUGGAUUUGAAAACAUCCGUUUCGUGUACGUGAUGGGCAAGAAUACGCCUGCGCUUCCGGUUUUUGCUUCAUUCGGAUCGCCUAACCUGGUCGAAAUACCUAAACGUCAGAAAAGCGCUACCGAGCCGUUCGUUGUUGAUGAACUGACGACGAUUAAUAAGGACGUCAAAGUUUACAGUGAUGGCAGAGUGACAGUUCUGAAUCCACAAAUCCUCGGCAAAUCUCAGAUGUAG
Messenger RNA from Soboliphyme baturini, 918 nucleotides. The record is from the annotation of a GenBank genome assembly. NCBI's taxonomy places the organism in Eukaryota, Metazoa, Nematoda, Enoplea, Dioctophymatida, Soboliphymatidae.